AUGACGGAAGAUGAGAUCGCGGUGGACUACCUGAGCGAGAUCCUGUUGCUCAUGGCACUGUUCAAUUGCAAGAAGGACGAAAGUCUGAGCGACAAAAAGGCCAAGAAGGUUGUCGAUAACAUGAAGCCCACACUGGAUUGUGUGGAAAUGUGCAUGUCUUUCAUUGAGCUUCCUAAAACCGCCGGGGAAGCCAUGUCUCACGCUUACAUGCAGCGACUGUUUGCGGUGCGACUUCUUAUGGCCGUAUUCGCAGCCUCGGAUCUCGGUAUUCCACCUCCUAACUCAUCUGCCGUAACUGAGGUCGAACGAGAGAAAAUGACAAUGCCUGAGAUCAAACAUCCCAGUCUGGAAAGGAAUAUGCCUAAUACCAUCUACGAGAGUCUGAAAAACACCACUCUUCUGCUUCUGACGUCGUUUCUGAGACGAGAACGACUGGAUAAUCACAGACAAGCUGUAGGUCUGGCUGCCUUCAUACUCCACUUUCUGACUCUUCAGGCGUACCACUCUGUGGACGACCCCAGUUCCCUGCAAUCUGUCAGACACAUAUUCAGCUUUUUGUCCUACAACCUACCUGAAGCUGCUAUGAAUACUGUCAAGAAACAACUACAGCUUCUACAAACCGCUCACAUUGUUGAAGAGGCUGAUCUCUCAGAGUACCUGGCGACUACGACACCAAUCUUCUACCAAUCUGUGAGAUCAUUUGCCACCCUCUCGUGCAACUCGUUGCCCAAAUCAUUCUUACAAAGCAAUCUCGGCCCAGUCAUGAGCCGUUUUGCAGACAGGAAUAUUCAGUGA
This is a messenger RNA of Yarrowia lipolytica CLIB122, 795 nucleotides long. RefSeq lists its product as uncharacterized. NCBI's taxonomy places the organism in Eukaryota, Fungi, Ascomycota, Dipodascomycetes, Dipodascales. The record is from RefSeq and is a predicted model, not a curated record.